Papilio polytes (common Mormon) is the source of this 530-nucleotide messenger RNA. RefSeq names its product lysozyme-like. The coding region runs from base 1 to 426 and encodes 141 amino acids. The transcript has 3 exons. Lineage: Eukaryota; Metazoa; Arthropoda; Insecta; Lepidoptera; Papilionidae. Gene Ontology annotation, molecular function: lysozyme activity. The record is from RefSeq and is a predicted model, not a curated record.
AUGAAAUUUAUCGUAGUAUUAUUUGCGCUUGCUGUGUUCAGCCAAUGUGAAGCCAAACAGCUAUCUCGGUGCGAGCUGGUGCGUCAGCUAAGAAAGCAUGGAUUUCCGGAGAACAAAAUGAGAGACUGGGUGUGUUUAGUGGAAAAUGAGAGUUCCCGGCGCACGGACAUCGUAAGCAAACCAAACAGCGAUGGUUCUCGAGACUACGGCCUCUUCCAGAUCAACAACAGGUAUUGGUGCAGUACUACGAACAAGCCUGGAAAAGAUUGCAACGUCACCUGUAAACAACUCAUCACUGAAAACAUUUCGAAGGCUGCAGCUUGUGCCAAGAAGAUCUACCAGAGACAUGGAUUCGACGCCUGGUACGGCUGGAAGAAUAAGUGCCGUGGAAAACCUCUACCCGACAUCAAGUCGUGCAAGAAAUAAAUGAGAUAUAGAGAAUAAGAGAUUGCUCUUAGAAUAAUAUGUUAAUUAAAACUGUCUAUCAUUAUUGUCAGAAAAAUAUAUUUUCAACAUAUAAUCUUUGUGAA